Molecule: messenger RNA, 1518 nt
Organism: Prunus dulcis (almond)
Lineage: Eukaryota; Viridiplantae; Streptophyta; Magnoliopsida; Rosales; Rosaceae
Product: G-type lectin S-receptor-like serine/threonine-protein kinase At4g27290
Exons: 7
Coding region: 1-1518 (505 amino acids)
Biological process (GO): protein phosphorylation; recognition of pollen
Molecular function (GO): protein kinase activity; ATP binding
Source: RefSeq, a predicted model, not a curated record
AUGGCAACUUGGACUCGUAAUUCGGAUUUAACGCAUUUUGACAUGGAUGCAGAUGAAUUUGCUUGCAAACAGAAAGAAGGGAAUAACCUCAAUGGGAGGUUGAUUCAGAAAAGUAAAAUAGCAGCUGAUACAAUCUCUGCAGCACAAUCCAUCACCAGCACUAAUACCUUGGUUUCUUCCGGCCAAAGCUUCGAAUUAGGAAUCUUCUCCGCGGUCAAUUCAGAGGCCUGGUAUUUAGGAAUAUGGUACAAGAACUUUCCAAAUAUUGUUGUAUGGGUUGCCAACAGAGAAAAUCCAGUUGCAGAUUCACAUGGAUCCUUGAAAUUAUCCAAAAAUGGAAGUCUUGUCCUUUUAGACCAAAUGAACAAUACUAUUUGGUCUUCCACUUCUUCCCAAGUAGCAGAAGACCCUGUCGCACAACUUUUGGAGAAUGGAAACCUGGUUGUCAGAGAAAAGGCUACAACAGAUUCAGAAAGCUACAUAUGGGAAAGUUUCAAUUUGCCAUCAGACACUCUGCUACCAGAAAUGAAGUUGGGGUGGAACUUCAGGACAGGCCUUAACAGAUUCUUGACUUCUUGGAAAAAUGCUAGCGACCCUUCUCCUGGAGAAUAUACUUAUGGGGUGGAUAAUGUUCUGUUGCCCCAGCUUGUUAUUGCCAAAGGAUCAAAGAAAAUGUUCCGAACUGGACCUUGGAACGGUCUUUGGUUUACUGGUACUCCUGGUUUAGUAGCUACAUACAGAUCUGUCGUGAAACCAAUAUUUGUGUAUAAUACCAAUGAGUUUUACUAUUCAUAUGAGUCUUUUAAUAGUUCUACCAUCACAAGAUUGAAGCUGAGUGAAUCGGGUUUGAUCCAGCGGCUAGUGGUCACCGAAGGAAUAGUUUGCAGAAUGAUGAGUGUAAUAGUUAUGGAGAGUUUGGAGCAAAUGGCAUUUGCAGAAUUAGUAAAUCACCCAUUUGUGAGUGCUUGCAUGGUUAUCAUUAAUGGAGGCAGCAGCUGUUUGAUGUGGUUUGGCGACCUAGUUGAUCUGCGAGAAUUCGUUGAAGAAGAUAGUCAGCAAGAUAUAUACAUUCGGCUGCCACAUUCAGAACUAGGGAAGACCGGUAGGAAGGAUAAAAGAGUAGUAAUCAUCUUGGUCAUAUCUGCAGUUUCUUCGUUUCUUUUCCUGGCUUCAAGAGGCACUAAGGAGGACUUGGAGUUGCCACUGUUUGAUUUUGAUACAAUUGCAGCCGCCACCAAUAACUUCUCCUACACAAAUAAACUUGGAGAGGGAGGUUUUGGUCCAGUUUACAAGGCCAGGCUAACCCGAGAAGAAUUCAUAGCAGUAAAGAGACACUCAAAAGAUUCUGGUCAUGGUAUUAAAGAGUUUAAGAAUGAAGUUGCAAUGAUAGCAAAUCUUCAACACUGGAAUAUUGUUAAACUUUUGGGAUGCUGCAUCCAAGGAGAAGAAAGGAUGCUGAUCUAUGAGUACAUGCCCAACAAAAGCUUGGACUGCUUUAUUUUCGGGGAGGAAAAUUGA